AAUCGAUUCGCACAAUGGGUGGUGGAAGUUUCCGUAGAAGAUAUAAAAACGCGUGACGUUAUCGCGUUAGUAGGAACUGUAGGAAGCCAUCUGAGUCUGAGUUGAUCUGAGUCUGAGGCGACUGAGGCCAUUACACGGGGACGGCCGUCGCGGGCGUCGCGGAGUCGUCGGUGCUUGGCUUCAAACGUCUUGAUCAGUCUUGAUGCUCGAUAUAUGGUCGUGCGAGUAGUGCGGGGUGCGGGUCGUGCCGGUACUGCCGGUGGGUACCGAUUCGGCGCGGUUCAGCGCGGUUGUCGUCGAGUGAGCCGAGUCAGCCGAGUGUCGCAAAUACAGUCAGUAUUCAGUAUCGGCGAGUAAUCUGCGGACUGCGAUCAGCUGGCUCAGCUCACAGCUGCUCAUCAGUCGGUGAUAGCACAUAGCGAACGAGUGAAUUCGCGGCACAGAGCGCAGUGGUCACUUGUGGGGUGGGGUGCGAGCUGUGAGCGCCUGAUAACGGAAUUCCAUAUUCCAUUUACAUUGUUACAUAUUACAUAUCCUAGCCUAGGUGGGCCUCUCUCAGAAGUCGGAAGCGUUUCUCACGUCGGAUAAAUCAUGUCGAAUGUCGACGAGUGUUACAUCGAAAUUUUGCGACUCGUGAAGCAAGCUGGCUCGAUCAUCAGGGAAAAGAUUUCGCAACGAAAAGAUGUGCUCACGAAAUCGUGCGACGUUGAUUUGGUUACGAAAUGGGAUCAAGAGGUAGAAAAACUUUUAAUCGACGGAAUAUCGUCCAGAUAUCCCGAACACAGGUUUAUCGGCGAGGAGAGCACUGCAUCGGGACAGAAAGUAGAAUUGACGGAUGCUCCAACAUGGGUAAUCGAUCCUAUCGACGGGACGAUGAAUUUCGUUCACGGUUUACCGCACACGUGCGUCUCAGUUGCGCUGCUUAUUAAUAAAGUAGCGGAAAUAGGAGUAGUGUAUAAUCCGAUCUUGGAGCAACUUUUUACCGCUCGUAAAGGUCAGGGCGCAUUUCUCAAUGGCGCCCCAAUUCAUGUAUCCGACGAAAAGGAAUUGCGUAAGGCACUGGUAAUGGUAGAAAUGGGAACCAGUAGAGAUCCAGAAAAAUUGAAAAUAGUCUUGCAAAAUAUAACGCUCCUUACGGCACAAGUUCACGGGAUACGAACGCUUGGUUCAGCAGCUCUGAAUAUGUGCAUGGUGGCUCUUGGUGGUGCUGACGUUUCUUUUGAAUUUGGUAUACAUGCGUGGGACAUUGCAGCCGGAGAUCUUAUUGUUCGAGAAGCCGGCGGUGUAUCGAUAGAUCCAGCUGGAGGUCCAUUUGACGUGAUGAGCAGAAGGACGUUGUGCGCAUCAUCGAUGGAAUUAGCUCAACAACUUUCCAAAAUAUUAAUCCAGUAUUAUCCAGAGCGAGAUUAAGAAGCUUGAAAAUUCAACAUGUGGAAGACGAAGAAAAAUCAUUAUGUUUUUACCGAUCGGAUCAGAGAUCAUUAAAAAUAAUAAAAAUAUUAAUGUCUAAAAGAAAAAAAGUGUAAACUUAAAUUUAGGUCGUUAUAGAAUGUAUAUUGCUAGAUAUUUCUAUCCAGAUUAGAUAUUUUUAUCCAGAAGAUAUCAAUGAAAUUGUCAACCUCUUUAAAAUAUCUGAAUUGUAUAGUUUAAAAAAUAAAUUGACGAGUUUUUUCA
This is a messenger RNA of Temnothorax curvispinosus, 1674 nucleotides long. RefSeq names its product inositol monophosphatase 1-like. The transcript is spliced from 6 exons. The record is from RefSeq and is a predicted model, not a curated record. Gene Ontology annotation, biological process: phosphatidylinositol phosphate biosynthetic process; inositol metabolic process; signal transduction. The coding region runs from base 592 to 1410 and encodes 272 amino acids. Gene Ontology annotation, molecular function: inositol monophosphate 1-phosphatase activity. NCBI's taxonomy places the organism in Eukaryota, Metazoa, Arthropoda, Insecta, Hymenoptera, Formicidae.